AUGAAGGCUUCGGGCACGCUUCGAGAGUACAAGGUGGUGGGGCGCUGCCUAGCCACCCCCAAGUGGCGCACACCACCCCUCUACCGCAUGCGCAUCUUUGCACCUCACCAUGCUGUUGCCAAGUCCCGCUUCCGGUACUUUGUGUCUCAACUGAAGAUGAUGAAGAAGUCUUCAGGGGAAAUCGUCUACUGUGGGCAGGUGAUCGAAAAAUCCCCCCUUCGGGUGAAGAACUUCUGCAUCUGGCUGCGCUAUGACUCGCGCAGUGGCACCCACAACAUGUACCGGGAGUAUCGGGACCUGACCACCGCGGGCGCCGUCACCCAGGGUUACCGAGACAUGGGCACCCGGCACCGUGCCCGCGCCCACUCGACCCAGAUCAUGAAGGUGGAAGAGACUGCAGACGGCGAGUGCCGCCGACAGGCAGUCAAGCGGUUCCCUGACUCCAAGAUCAAGUUCCCGCUGCCCCACCGGGUUCUUUGUCGCCAGCACAAGCCACGCUUCACCACCAAGAGGCCCAACACCUUCUUUUAG
Molecule: messenger RNA, 531 nt
Organism: Molossus molossus (Pallas's mastiff bat)
Lineage: Eukaryota; Metazoa; Chordata; Mammalia; Chiroptera; Molossidae
Product: 60S ribosomal protein L18a-like
Exons: 1
Coding region: 1-531 (176 amino acids)
Biological process (GO): translation
Cellular component (GO): cytosolic large ribosomal subunit; ribosome
Molecular function (GO): structural constituent of ribosome
Source: RefSeq, a predicted model, not a curated record